Messenger RNA from Manis pentadactyla (Chinese pangolin), 1468 nucleotides. RefSeq names its product RAB3A, member RAS oncogene family (gene RAB3A). Gene Ontology annotation, molecular function: GTP binding; GTPase activity. Gene Ontology annotation, cellular component: synaptic vesicle; plasma membrane; endosome. The record is from RefSeq and is a predicted model, not a curated record. Gene Ontology annotation, biological process: protein secretion; protein localization to plasma membrane; axonogenesis. Lineage: Eukaryota; Metazoa; Chordata; Mammalia; Pholidota; Manidae. The transcript is spliced from 5 exons. The coding region runs from base 166 to 828 and encodes 220 amino acids.
CCCCGCCCCACUCUUUGCAGGACGUCACAGCGGACUGCAGGGUCCUGAGCAGCCGCCGCCGCUGUAGCUGCCGCGCAGCCCCACAUCAGCUCACGGGGCCCGUCGCUGCCCCUGCCAGAAAAAGUCGUCGCCCCUAGGAUCUCCAUCGCAUCAGUGCAGGGCAAGAUGGCAUCUGCCACAGACUCGCGCUAUGGACAGAAAGAAUCCUCUGACCAGAACUUCGACUACAUGUUCAAAAUCCUCAUCAUUGGCAACAGCAGCGUGGGCAAGACGUCUUUUCUCUUCCGCUAUGCAGACGACUCCUUCACGCCGGCCUUUGUCAGCACUGUGGGCAUCGACUUCAAGGUCAAGACCAUCUACCGCAAUGACAAGAGGAUCAAGCUGCAGAUCUGGGACACAGCAGGACAAGAGCGGUACCGGACCAUUACCACAGCCUACUACCGGGGAGCCAUGGGCUUCAUCCUCAUGUAUGAUAUCACCAAUGAGGAGUCCUUCAACGCCGUGCAGGACUGGUCGACCCAGAUCAAGACCUACUCGUGGGACAAUGCCCAGGUGCUCCUGGUGGGGAACAAGUGUGACAUGGAAGAUGAGCGGGUUGUGUCAUCGGAACGUGGUCGGCAGCUGGCCGACCACCUUGGGUUUGAGUUCUUUGAGGCAAGCGCCAAGGACAAUAUUAAUGUCAAGCAAACCUUUGAGCGCCUGGUGGAUGUCAUCUGUGAGAAGAUGUCCGAGUCUUUGGACACAGCCGACCCCGCAGUCACGGGCGCCAAGCAGGGCCCACAGCUGACUGACCAGCAGGCACCCCCACACCAGGACUGUGCUUGCUGAGAGCUGCCGCCCAUCCUGGCCCCACCCCCCUGCCCAUCCCCUGGGCCUGACCCAGUCCCCACCCACAGUGGGCACAAGACUCCUGCCCCCACUUAGCCAGUCAUCCUUAUUUAUUAUCGUAGCUAUUUUAUUUAUUUAUUGGAGAUGUCCCCCAGGGGCUUGGGCGCCCCCCACCACCCCAUGCCCUGCCCUGCCCUAUACAUACAACUCUGUCCCUGAUCUGCUGUGGCGUGUGUUGUGGCCCUGUGAACUCACAGCUCACCUUCCUCUUGAGACCCCACCUUUUUUAAGAUUCAGCAAGUUAUCAGCUUUGAAGAGGGGGCCAGAUGAUACCCCAGGGCAUGCUGAUCAGCUGAUAGGAGGUAGCCAGGCCUGCUAUACACCAUGGCUGUGGGAUGGCAGGCAGAGGCUACUGAGGGGGUCUUAGCAUGGACCAAGGGGUGGGUCAGAACCGGGUAACAGCCUGCCUGGCUCCUCACCCCCAACAUUUUACUUUUUGGAGGUGGUGGGGGGCUACUGUAGGUAUCACCACCCUGGGACACCCCCCUACACCAGACCUGAGUGUCAAACGUGCCCCCUGUCCCCCAGGAGAUGUCAUGACAACACUACACACACCCAAUAAAGUGAAUGGACAAGGCCA